AUGGAGGAUACUAUAAAUAACAAAUUAGAACAUUGUUUAGGAUGCCUAAAUCUUAAUGAAGAAAUUAAUUUACAAUGUUAUAAGCUGCAAAUUGAAAACUUGAAAACUUUAUUUCAGGUUGACUGUCUAAAAUUAUGCUAUAUUUGUAAAAAACUUAUGCGAAAGGCUGAAUAUUUCAUUAAGAAUGUUGAGAGUAAUCAGAUAUUUAUGCAGAACUUCUCAAAUAUUACAGAUACAACAAAUAAAACAGUGAAAAGCAAAUUUCAAACAACACGAACAGAACAAUUAACAUUAGAUAAAAGUGAAUUUAGUGAUGAAAAUGAUAUAGAAGAGCCUAGUUGUACAGUUUACAGCCGAGGUUGGGAUAAUAAAAUAAAAAUUGAAUAUAAAGAAGAAAGCAUAAAUGAUUUGGAAGGAGAUUUUACAGAUUAUUUAGAUAUUCAAGACCAAUCUAUCAAAGGAGAAUCUGAUUCUAAUGACAAUUCAAUAAAAGAAGAAAGUACAGAACUAGAUGAUAUAAAUUUAAAUGAGUUGCGAAAAACAUUGAAAAGUCAUAAAGUAAAGAAAAAAGGACAUAAAAGAGACAGUAAAAACAACAUAGAUUUCAAAAACUCAACAAUUAAAGGAGAAGAUAAUUUUUCGUUUAAAAACUUAGUGAAGGAAGAGAAUACUGAACUAAGUGAUAUAAAAUUAAGUAAACAUAGAAGAAAAUUGAAAAGGACUAAAUUUAAAAGUAUAAGUACUAAAAGUAUAAGUACUAAAAGUAUAAACAUAUCUGAUAAUCUAGAUCUAGUUGUAGUCGCAUUAAAUAUAACACGGGAACAAUGUAUGGUAGAGCGUUCGAAAAUGUUGAAAGAUCCAAAGUAUAUGAAUUUGGCAUACAAAUGUGAAGAUUGCGUGAAGGGUUUCAAUUUUAAAGGAGCGUAUGAGAAGCAUAUGGAAAAACAUAGUAAGGAGAUGGGUGAAUACGAAUGUGACAUUUGCAAACAGAGAAUGGCGACGAUGGACAAACUAAUGAGUCAUCAACGAUAUCAUAGAAUACGAUACAAAUGUAUAGAAUGCGAUCUAAUAAGAAUAAGUAGGUUGACCAUUAAGGAUCACUACACGGCGCAUCAUUUGCAGGACACUUUCCAGUAUAAAUGCUCACAUUGUAAUAAAACGUUUAAACGGCAAGUGUCACUGAGAAAGCAUAUAGCCGACGUACAUAGAAGUAAAAAACGGCCUCAGUGUAACUACUGCCAAAGAACCUACGCCAAUAAAGAGAUUUUGAAGACUCAUAUGAUAAGUAAACAUUCAUCAGAAGUAACGUCAGGGGAAAUCCCGAGCAAAAAGUAUGUUUGUUCGGAAUGCGGUGACGCUUUCAAAGCUCCCUCACAGUUGAAGAACCACAUGAUAAAACACUCUGUGAAUAGAAAUUAUUAUUGUGUGGAAUGUAACAGAAGUUUCAAAUCGAAUAAUACAUUAAAGCAACAUUUAAAAAUAGCUGCCCCACAUGUCAAUUAUAUGGAUCUACCCUUCCAAUGCAAUCACUGCGAAAAAAGAUUUAGUGUUAGACGAGACGUCGAUCGACACAUGAAUAGAGUGCAUCUAAAUAUCAAACCAUAUCAGUGCGAUAAAUGUGAUAAGGCUUAUGUGAACGCGUGGUCUCUUACGGAACAUUCGAGGUUUGCGCACGAGGGGUAUAAACGUCCUUUGAAUUUUCCAUGUCCGCUCUGUGAUAAAGUUUUUGAUCGUAACGCAACCCGCAAAGCGCACAUCCGGACGCACACCGGCGAGCGGCCGUUCCAGUGCCCGCGCUGCGCCGCGCGCUUCGCGCAGGCCGGCGUGCUCGCCACGCACGUGCGCCUCGUGCACCUGCGCCUGGCGCGCGACGGCCGCCCGCGCCGCGCCGCCGACACCGCCGCCGCCGCGCGC
Brenthis ino (lesser marbled fritillary) is the source of this 1914-nucleotide messenger RNA. Lineage: Eukaryota; Metazoa; Arthropoda; Insecta; Lepidoptera; Nymphalidae. The record is from the annotation of a GenBank genome assembly.